GCGAUGAGGCAUUCCACGCGUGCCGUCCCCGAAUUAUACGAGAGAAAGGGUCUCGAGCAGUUCCGGCUGGAGGUGAUCGGCGCGGAGCCUGGCGCUGGAUCCCGGCGGCUGCGCCACAGGCCAGCAGAGGUGGGAUCUGUCACACCAGCUAUUGCAGCGGCGAAGAAGAGCACCGCAAACCGGUUGGUCAUCCAGAACAAACCGUCUACCAACGUUUCCGUGGAUCGCCAAAAGAACCCAAUGGCGACUGGAAGCAAGACGCGCUCGUCCAGCUCCAGCAAGUCCAGUGGCAGCGCAAAGAAACCCAGCGCCGUGAAACAGCACGCAGCUGCUGCACCCAAGAAAACCAGCAAGAAAACCAUCAGUAAGAAGGCGACCAGAGGAUCCUCGAAGUCGGCGACCAAGCCGUCGAAGGCAUCUCUGGUGAAAGCCAUCAAGGCUCGCGAAGGCAAGAGCUCCCAGACUGCAGAGAAGGGAGGAGUCUUCAACAACGAGGUUAACUUUGCCUCCGCAGCUGCCUCUCCGGCCCACUUCGCCACCGCGGCAACCACACGUGCUGCUUCAGCUUCUUCCAGCCGUCCGUCUGCUAACUCGCCCACGAGCACUUCCAAGUACAACGACGCUCGCCGAUCGGGGAGAAAUGCCGCUCCUGAGCAACGAUCCACCGGCUUCUUCGGCUGGUUGCGCAGACUUUGGGGCUGAGGAACGAACCGUGAAUAUGGCAUCUUGAGAUGUCUUGGUCCUUUGAGUAGUGUCGAUCUUUCCAGCAGUGCAACGUACAGAACCAAAUUCUGGUGCGUUGGCCUUAACUGCCAAGAUGACGGAGGAAGUCGGGCGGUUGCCUUUUCGAUUUCCGGCUGGUGUCCGCUCGUGAGACCGAUGGUGUGUGUGCCCAGGAGCGUGUUGUUUUUACAAGCUUGGGAAAUGAUCUUGUCAAAAUAUUUGAAGAGGUUAACACUCAACUUGGCAACUCAGUGCUGCAGAGCAAGGCACGCGGGUGGGGUGCUGACGGGGUCUGGCGAAGAGGCAACCUCGAGACGCCACACCGGGACGAAACCAAGGCAGGCAACACGUGUGCUGGCGGGUGGUGUGUGGGAUUAUCUCAUAAAACAUGCACUCCUGCUUUUCAAUCCUUUUCGUCUGUUUCCCGUCCCUCUGCAGUCUUGUGAAAACAACGGAGUUUUCUUGGCUUCGUUUGAGUCGUGCAUACAUAUGCUCAUGCACUUCUGCAAUGCUAUUGUUAAUAGUUCUCCACAGUAUGAGAUAUUCGGACUAUAGUGUACUGGCGUCACUCUCUUCUUCGAACUGCUUUUGCAGUGGUACGCGGCCUUUGGGAACCACAUUGCAAGAACCAGAGGCUUUUCUGAUUAGAGCAGAUCCUACACUUUAACACGUGCUGGUCGCGGUAUGGGUGCAGGGGCGGAGGGUCACCGAGCGUUGUAGGGUUAUUCGUUUCAUUCCACCGAGAAUCGAAGAGCAGGGCAGACUGCGUAGAGUGCAAAACAAAGAAAGUAGUCGAGCUCCUGAGCCUCCGGAUGUGUGCCAGGACCUUCCACAGCACUGGCAGGUGCUCACACUCCAGCGGACGCGGCUUCUGUGUGAAGGCAGUCGAGAGGAACAGAUGUGCACGAGUAUUCAUACAAUUGUUUCAACGAAUGACUAGGCCGCGACGUCACAAAUCGAUAGGAAUCAUGGUGAGAUGUUUCCGGGGGAUAAAACACUGUAAAUUCGUUGAUGUAUGCGAGCAUGUGGUCGGCAAGCGCAACUCAAGGUAGUUGCCAUGUUUGCGGUUGGCGAAGGUGAGCCGUUUGUCAUGCCAGAAUCGAAUGUCACACGGAAGUUGUGGUAUCGUGAUUUGUUGAGGAGCCUGAUCAGCGGCUGUCGCUGGAAGUGCCUGUGGACCGUGCGUGUUUUGUGGAGGGUUCAAGAGUUACGUUUCUCGAAAUGCCGUUCCUUAGCAUUCUUGACGCACUACGAAAGGCCAAGCAGACGUCACUCUACAUGUGGGCGCCGGCCGCCAAGGACGUUGGGAUGCUCAGUUCCUGCGUCCCAUAGAAUCUUUCUGUCUCAGACUCUGCAGGAUCAGCGCGUGACGUUCUCUGCUAGUCUGCCACCCUCUGUCAUUGGUCCUGUUUCGUUUCACUGAGGCGUCACUUUGCGUCUAUCGAUCACCAUCUGUGUUAAUUGACGCCAAGGUUUUUAAACAGCAGUGUGCGUUUCAGCUUGGAAUACCAACACGGCAAGACAGUGUGACUAUGAACGCGGCCAUGCGGACAAAAGCCUCGUACGCGGGCUCUCCCGUAGGUGUCAGCACCACAGAAAAACAUGGCUGCACUUGAAAAGGACGCCUACUACAGUCUUACUUCGUAGUUCUGGUACGGGCGGCAUGUGGUGACACCGUGGAAUGCCGAAGAAAACGCAUUCAAGACACAUCCGUGGUGCCCGCAGGCAUGGAGUAACCAGCAG
This is a messenger RNA of Toxoplasma gondii ME49, 2466 nucleotides long. RefSeq lists its product as hypothetical. The transcript is spliced from 3 exons. The coding region runs from base 4 to 702 and encodes 232 amino acids. NCBI's taxonomy places the organism in Eukaryota, Apicomplexa, Conoidasida, Eucoccidiorida, Sarcocystidae. The record is from RefSeq and is a predicted model, not a curated record.